AUGAAACGUCGUUCAUCUAGACUUUCGGUAAAGCGACAUUCAUCUGGGACUUUAUAUGAAGACACAAUUGAAAAUAUUGACAAAGAGAAUGAAUUCUUGGGUAAUGGAGAUGGCGUGCUUCCACUCUCUGCGAAACGCCGUGCAUCAGCUUCCCAUUGCAAUAAGCGAUCUUCGCUGAUCUCCACGACUUCUGGCAUCUCCAUAGCAGUGGAACAAACUGAAGACGAUGAUACUGACGAUAAGAGUUAUAAAACUAUCACUCCUCCUGCUAAAGACAAAUAUCUCGGUUUCAGCUACACUGGAGGCAUCUCUGGAUUCUACAAACACUAA
This is a messenger RNA of Rodentolepis nana, 330 nucleotides long. NCBI's taxonomy places the organism in Eukaryota, Metazoa, Platyhelminthes, Cestoda, Cyclophyllidea, Hymenolepididae. The record is from the annotation of a GenBank genome assembly.